AUAUAGACACAAUCCUCUCCAACCUUUUUUCUUCUUCUCCGUAACCUAAAACUCUGUCUAAUUAAAUCCAACCAAAAAAAAAAAAAAAAGUUCAUCAUCUUCUUCUUAUGUCUUCAAUGCAUAAGAAAGGUACAAGCAGAGAUGUAAAUGGCCAAGCAUUUACAAAACUAACAAAAGUAGAAACUAUUCCAGAUCCAGACAUUUACGACAUAACCUACGUCGAUAUCUCUCCCUCCGAAGGCUCCUCUUCUCCAUUAUCCAAAUCACCAUGGUCUGUACAAGUCGAUCCAUCCGCCGUAGAUUCGCCGUAUCAUUCGGUGAAAGCUACGACGGAGACAACCAAAGAAAAACCAACCAACCACUCUCCUAAUAUUCUCAUGGGAUCUCUUGUUCGCGAAGAAGGUCAUAUCUAUUCAUUAGCUACAUCUGGAGAUUUACUAUACACCGGAUCUGAUUCCAAGAACAUUAGGGUUUGGAAAAACCAUGUUGAAUUCGCGAGUUUUAAAUCGAAUAGCGGAUUGGUUAAAGCCAUUGUACUUGCUGGAGAUAAAAUCUUCACCGGUCAUCAAGAUGGUAAGAUCCGUGUGUGGAAAGCUGCAUCUAAAGAAUCAAACGUUCAUCGUCGUGUAGGUACAAUGCCUAAUCUUCUUGAUUAUAUAAGAAACUCCAUUGGUCCUUCUUCUUACUUCAACUUCACGCGACGUAAUCGUAGCAGUGCUGCGGUAGGGUUUCGUCAUUUAGACGCGAUUUCUUGUCUCGCGUUAAGCGAAGAUAAGAGGUUGUUGUACUCUGGAUCUUGGGAUAAAACGUUUAAGGUUUGGAGAGUUUCGGAUUUGCGGUGUUUGGAAUCAGUGAACGCUCAUGAAGACGCGGUAAACGCUGUCGUUUCGGGUUUUGACGGUUUGGUAUUCACCGGUUCAGCUGAUGGAACGGUUAAGGUUUGGAGAAGGGAAGAUCAAGCCAAGGAGACGAAACAUUUCUUCUCGGAGACGUUAUUGAAACAAGAUUGUGCCGUUACGGCGAUCGCUGUUGAUCAAAACGCGACGUUAGUUUAUUGUGGUUCGUCUGACGGAACCGUUAAUUUUUGGGAACGUGAGAAUAAUAUGAAAAACGGCGGCGUUUUGAAAGGUCAUAAACUCGCCGUGCUUUGUCUUGUCGCGGCGGGGAAUUUGAUGUUUAGUGGUUCUGCUGAUUUGGGGAUACGUGUGUGGAGGAGACCAGAAGGUGGUUGUGGUGAGCAUGUUUGUCUUUCGGUUUUGACCGGACAUGCUGGUCCGGUUAAGUGUUUGGCGGUUGAGAGAGAUCAAGAAUCGGCUUCCGGUGAGAGACGGUGGAUUGUGUAUAGUGGAAGUUUAGAUAGAUCGGUGAAGAUGUGGCGGGUGUCAGAGAGUUCACCGCCGAUGGUAAAUCAAGAUUUUCGGUUGCCGGAUCAGUUUGGUGGUGGUGGUGGUGGUGGUGGUUGUCCGUCGGAGUUAACGGCGGCUCCUAGCUUCUCGGCGCAAGGGAAAAUUAGUCCCAAAAAAUAGUUGUUUGUUUUUUUGUAUGUAAACAACACCGACGAACUAUUCAAAUGUGUAUGUAAUUGUAAUUAAUUAUGUUAAAACAGAUUUUGAUCCAAUAAGCUUCAAGCAUUUUA
This is a messenger RNA of Arabidopsis arenosa, 1636 nucleotides long. The record is from the annotation of a GenBank genome assembly. NCBI's taxonomy places the organism in Eukaryota, Viridiplantae, Streptophyta, Magnoliopsida, Brassicales, Brassicaceae.